This is a messenger RNA of Hibiscus syriacus, 719 nucleotides long. RefSeq names its product LIM domain-containing protein WLIM1-like. Lineage: Eukaryota; Viridiplantae; Streptophyta; Magnoliopsida; Malvales; Malvaceae. Gene Ontology annotation, cellular component: actin cytoskeleton; plasma membrane. The record is from RefSeq and is a predicted model, not a curated record. The coding region runs from base 25 to 450 and encodes 141 amino acids. The transcript has 5 exons. Gene Ontology annotation, biological process: actin filament bundle assembly. Gene Ontology annotation, molecular function: actin filament binding.
GUCUUGUCUUUUAUCUUUGUUAAAAUGGCAUCGUUUGUUGGGACACAACAGAAAUGCAGGGCAUGCGACAAGACUGUCUAUUUGGUUGAUAAGCUGACGGCUGAUAAUCGGGUUUUUCACAAGGCUUGCUUUCGUUGCCACCAUUGCAAUGGCACUCUCAAGCUUAGCAAUACAACUCCUUUGAAGGAGUGCUGUAUUGUCGAUCAACUGUUCAAGAGAACCGGCAGUCUUGACAAGUUUGAAGGAACACCAAAGAUCAAACCUGAGAAACGUGUUGAAAAUGAGAGUAUACUGAAACUGUCGAACGUGUUCGCUGGCACCAGAGAAAAAUGCAAGGCCUGUGAUAACACUGUCUAUCCAAUUGAAAGGGUUACGGUUAAUGGGACACCAUACCACAGGGGCUGCUUCAAGUGUUGCCAUGGAGGAUGCACCAUUAGUCCAUCAAAUUAGGUAGCACAUGAAGGGAAGCUUUACUGCAAACACCACCAUAUCCAACUCUUCAAAGAGAAAGGAAACUACAACCGACUCGAGACAAUCGCCCGAAAAAUUCCAUCAAUACUUCAUCGACAGGAAUUGUCACCGAAUUGUAGGCCGCUUAUGCAUUGCCGAUAGCAAGUCCGACCAUCUAUGUCACUUGGUUACAUGUCGGCUUACCAAUGGACAGAUUUGAAAUUUCUAAACUUAUCUUCCAUUGACGAGGUUUUAGCAAAUUUUUGGAA